CCGAUCACAACUAAAGUUAAACUUUGUUUUUAUUUACUCAAAUCAAUGCGUCACCAAAUUCGGCAGAAAUUUGUCAUUUUUAUCGGAAUCCAUUCACAAUAGUUAACGCUUCGGUGUGAAUUUCUCCAAUAUGAAUCAGCUGUACUCUUCGCUAAUUGUGCUAAUAUCGUACCUGACGUUGUCAAAUACUUUCAAUAUUUCGCCGGUACCGAAUUAUGUAUUCAAAGAACCAGAAUUACUAACUGGCUUUCCGAAAUACGGCUCGUCUCUCUUCGGGUUUCAACUUACUUUGCGACAAUCUAGUAUUAUCAUUGGCGCGCCCAAAGCACAAUCUAACCUUCCAGCUCAGAAUCGCGUUAACGAAACCGGCGUUAUCUACAAGUGUAAAUUUACUGAUAGCAGUUGCAAUGUGCUUGUUUUUGAUGAAAAUGGAAACCAGAAAGGCAAUUCCAUCAAUUCGCAGCUGAAAGACAAUCAACUUUUGGGAUUUUCCAUGGAUGGAUUGGGUCGCGAUGAUCAGAAAAUGGUUGUUUGUGCGCCUCAUGUCAAAACAUCGCUUAUCCAUAGUGGCCAGAUGGAUUAUUUAAUGCAUGGGACAUGUUACUGGACCGAGAACGUUGAGGAUCCAAAUUUGAGUGAUAAUAAAAAUAUCAUUACCGCAUUUAAGGAUAUUAAUUUACAAACCAAUGAAGGAAGUUAUUACUAUUAUUUGGGAGAGAUGGGAUUCAGUACUCACAUUAAUGAUGAUAACGAUGAAAUCCUGUUGGGAGCUCCGGGAGUCAAUAACUGGAGAGGUAGCAUCGUACACGUGAAACAACAGAAACAGGAACAGGUUAGUGGCGGCACUGGCGAAGUUGGACCAGGAUUCGUUUCAGAUCGAUUAACAGAAGUUAUUUCGAAUGUGAUUCAACAUGAUGACUCAUACAUGGGAUAUGCCGUUGCAUCAGGCUAUUUCUUGCGAAACCCUCGUACUUUAUUUUACGUAGCAAGUGCCCCACAAGCUGAUCAACAAUCCGGUAGAGUUUACAUCUUUUCUAUCAAUAAAGACAAACAAAUGGUUCUUCACAAGAAAUUCAGUUCCUUGAAAAUGGGAGAAUACUUUGGAUACUCUCUCUUAGUUGAAGAUUUCAACAAUGACAACUUACCUGAUAUCGCGAUUUCCGCUCCGAUGUAUAGCAAGAGUGGCUUCGAAGACAACGGAGCAGUUUACAUCUACCGGAAUCUAGAUCAUUUUUCGUUUACAGAACCUGAGAGAAUCACAAGUGAUCGUGACGUUGCCGGUAGAUUCGGGACAGCGUUAGGUCGCAUAGGAGACAUUAACUUGGAUGGAUUUAACGAUCUUGCUAUCGGAGCUCCUUUUGAGGAUGAUGGAGCUGUUUACAUUUAUCUCGGCUCUGCUGAGGGCUUAAAUACAAGAAAAUACUCACAAAAACUCGUUCCAGAAAAGAGACAAGUUACCUCGAACAACUUUAUGUUUGGACAUUCAAUUACGAGAGGAGUUGAUAUCGAUCAGAACAAAUACAAUGACGUCGCGAUUGGAGCUCCAGGCGGCGAAAAAGCUUUCCUUUAUCGAACAUAUCCUGUGGGAAAAAUUGAAGCUACCUUAGUUGUUGCAAAGAAAGAACUACAAGAAACUGAUCGAAAGCUCAAAGUAACAGGAUGUUGGUGGAUUUCGUCAGUUACAUCAGUUCAAAAGGAUCUUGGCAUGACCUUGACUCUUAAGGCGGAUUUCUUGAACAAUCGAGCUAAAUGGCAAUCGAACAAUAACAAAAUUUAUGAAACAAAUGUCACGGUUAAUAGUCAACGGAAAUGCAUGGAGUUCGAUUUGCUCAUCGAUUACAAUCCAGGAUUAGUUUUUCGACCUAUUGAUAUUGAAAUGGAAUACAAAGUACAUGAACAGGCAGUAGAUACUGCGAACUUUUGUACGACUUGUGUGAAAAUUGAUUCGAAUGAAGUAAAUUCCAAGAAGGAAACCAUUAUUUACAGUACAGGAUGCGCUGGAUCAGUUUGCGUUGCUGAUUUGUCAGUCAAAGGGGAAAUUAUGUAUUUGACCCCGCCAUUCAUUUUGGGAAGCCAAAACUCACUCACAAUUGAAUACAUUGUGAAAAAUCGCGGCGAACCGGCAUAUUUGCCCCAAAUCCGUAUCACAAUCGACAACAACGUUGCAUCAUUCGCUCGAAUUCCCUCAUCAUGCAAACUAAUGGACUCGAAUGAGCGUGAACUCGUGUGUGACUUAACACAGGGAAAUCCAAUAAAGACGAAUGACGUUCAAAAAUUAAAGGUCAGCAUCGAUACCAGUAAAUUGGAAGGAAAUGAUUUUUCCGUAUCAGCUGCCGUAACGAGUUCCGGUGCCGAAAGUAGUGAGACAGACAAUAAAAUUACGACACAUAUUGCGUUAGAUGAACUUAGUCAUGUGGAAAUUACUGGAAAAUCUAAUCUUGAAUCAUUUGCUUUGGAAAAUAUCGAAGAAACGGAAAUUCGUAUUACGCAUACUUACCAAAUAGUGAAUAACGGUCCAAGUACUGUUCGAGACAUGUCUGUGGAUAUUUUUGUUCCCUCAAAAUACUUAGAAAAAGACAAGAAAAAUCCAAUUCAAAUUGUUGACGUUGCUGCAAUUUCCAUCGCUGGCAGUUACAAUGGACAAUAUCUUCAAUGGACGAAAUUUAGUGACGCUUUACCGGCAAUCGCUAAUAAAGUUCGUUCCAAACGAGAUACGAAACCGAAUAGAAGUCGCGUUUCUUUGGAUGAACUUCCUCCGGAACGAACAAUUUUCUUCACGUGCGAUAACGAAGGGUAUGAAAGUAACUUGUGUGUUAAUACAAUAACUAACGUCAAGAAUUUCCGUCGUGGUAAUGAGCCGAUCGAAGUUACACUAAAUUUUACGUUGAAAGUUGAGGUUUUUGACAAAGUUUUCACCGAAACUCAAGACAUUUUCAAGCUACAAACUUUUGCAAAAGUUAAAAAACCUCUCCACGAACGACCAGAAACCCUUCAAGUCGAAGCUCAUCAAGCGAGUGUCGUUAUUUUCAAAUAUGUUCCUGCCUCAACUCCUAUUUGGAUCAUCAUCGUGUCAAUUCUUGCUGGAAUUAUCUUGUUAGCAAUUUUGUCGUACGUUUUAUAUAAAAUGGGAUUUUUCAAGAGAAAUCGUCCAGCGGACAAAAUGAAUCUUAGGUCCCCCGAUGAAAUGGAGUUAAAGGGAACGAACAGUGAUGACGACGAUCCUUAAGCACUCUAAGCCAGUAUUUCGUGAUUUUGAUCAAAUUAACCAAAAAUUUAUAGAAUAUAUUAUUUUUUAUUCAUUA
Molecule: messenger RNA, 3302 nt
Organism: Culicoides brevitarsis
Lineage: Eukaryota; Metazoa; Arthropoda; Insecta; Diptera; Ceratopogonidae
Product: integrin alpha-PS3-like
Exons: 5
Coding region: 131-3226 (1031 amino acids)
Biological process (GO): cell-cell adhesion; cell-matrix adhesion; cell adhesion mediated by integrin
Cellular component (GO): external side of plasma membrane; integrin complex
Molecular function (GO): integrin binding
Source: RefSeq, a predicted model, not a curated record